Messenger RNA from Populus nigra (black poplar), 1353 nucleotides. RefSeq names its product protein LIGHT-DEPENDENT SHORT HYPOCOTYLS 5. Gene Ontology annotation, cellular component: nucleus. The transcript has a single exon. NCBI's taxonomy places the organism in Eukaryota, Viridiplantae, Streptophyta, Magnoliopsida, Malpighiales, Salicaceae. The record is from RefSeq and is a predicted model, not a curated record. Gene Ontology annotation, biological process: mRNA transcription; response to light stimulus. The coding region runs from base 546 to 1214 and encodes 222 amino acids.
UUGGAAUAGAGGGGGAAAGAAAGAAGGGAGAGUGGAGGGAGGGGCCGCCGUGGUGAAUAGUAAACAUUGUCUUGUCCACCAGGGGCCACCAUGUGAAUAAAAUCAUCUUGACGACCACCAUAACCCUCUCUGCCUAUCUCGUUUUUUUUUUUGUUUUUUUUUCUCUUGCUCUUGCUUAUGUUUCUCUCUCUCUCUCUCAGGAAGUAAGAAGAGUCCUAUUCAUUCAUUCAUUCAUCUCUUUUCACGUCCCAUCAACUAAACAAACACACUCUCUCUCUCUCUCUCUCUCGCGUCUUUCUUCUUCCUGAAAACCCUCUCCUUCUCACCAAUAAAGAAACUCAUAACACGAUCUCUUUCCCCUGAAAAGAUCUUCACAAACUCAUACAAAAACCAGAGCUCAGCGGCGCCAUCUUUCUUUUCUAUCACAAGAAACGUAACAGCUACUUGUGCUGAUAUCACUACUGCACUCUUAUUGGUCCGAAAAGCUUUCAAGGUUACUUGGUCAAGAAAUUGGCAAAAAUUAAUCCACCCCAAUCAUCACUCUCAUGGACUCAACAUCUGGAGUAGCUUCUGCACCCGACCCGAAUAGUGGAGAACCGGGUCCAUCAGCGGGAUCAUCUUCAGCAUCAGCAUCACUGCCACAACAACAGCAACUAGAGGGAUCAUCGCCGCCAGCACCACCAAGUAGAUACGAGUCGCAGAAGAGGAGAGACUGGAACACUUUCUUACAGUACUUAAAGAACCACAAGCCACCAUUAACUCUAGCUCGUUGCAGUGGUGCACAUGUGAUCGAGUUCUUGAAAUACUUGGAUCAAUUUGGUAAGACCAAAGUCCACAUAACGGGCUGUCCAUAUUUUGGGCACCCGAACCCGCCAGCACCUUGCUCUUGUCCACUUAAGCAGGCCUGGGGUAGUCUUGAUGCGCUAAUCGGACGGCUUAGAGCUGCUUAUGAAGAAAACGGUGGACGGCCAGAAUCGAACCCUUUUGGGGCUAGAGCUGUCAGGAUUUACUUGAGGGAAGUUCGAGAAGGUCAAGCUAAAGCUAGAGGGAUUCCCUACGAGAAGAAGAAGCGAAAAAGGUCUAAUGUUGCUGUUGCUGCGGUGAAUGUGUCGGUGGAGGCAGCUGGUGGUGGCUCUACUAGUGGUGGCGGAGGGGGGAGUGGUGAUGCUGAUAGUAGUGCUGCUGCUGCUGCUGCUGCUACAACAACCGUAUAGUGUUUAAAUUUUUGUUAAUUUUAAUCUCCUGUCUUAAUUGUGAUUAUUAAGAGAUAUAUGUGAUCUCUGUCGAUUCACUUUAUAAUCGGAUCGAACCAUUGAACAAAAUUUAACUAGAAAUCUAGUUUAAAAAAAAUCA